Aedes aegypti (yellow fever mosquito) is the source of this 1959-nucleotide messenger RNA. Its product is annotated as maltase A1. The coding region runs from base 81 to 1928 and encodes 615 amino acids. Gene Ontology annotation, biological process: carbohydrate metabolic process. The record is from RefSeq and is a predicted model, not a curated record. NCBI's taxonomy places the organism in Eukaryota, Metazoa, Arthropoda, Insecta, Diptera, Culicidae. The transcript has 4 exons.
ACCACGUUGCACUGAUCGGCUGCCUUGCAGUGGCAAUCGAGAUACUAGCGCUGACAGUAAGCGUGUGAAAAAGUGAUACAAUGGCUGGAAGUAAUCGAUUAGCGCGUAUUUUUCUGCUACUGCUUCCGGUAUGGUUCGUAGGUGCUCAAAAUACGAACCUAAGAAGUCUUACUGCGAGCGAUUGGUGGGAGAAAUCCGGUUUCUAUCAAAUCUACCCGCGAUCCUUCAAGGAUAGUAACGGUGAUGGGAUAGGCGACCUGAACGGAAUCACUCAGAAGCUGCCGUACUUAAAAUCUCUAGGAGUGAAGGCUUUCUGGCUGUCGCCUAUCUACAAGAGUCCCAUGGCCGAUUUCGGGUACGAUAUUUCUGAUUUUCGUGACAUUCAUCCAGAGUAUGGCACAAUGGAUGACUUUAAAAAUUUGGUGAAAGAAGCGAAGAAGUUAGAUUUGAAAGUGAUUCUGGAUUUUGUGCCCAAUCAUUCGAGUGAUGAACACGAGUGGUUCGUAAAGAGUGAAAACCGUGAAUCAGGCUAUGAGGAUUACUAUGUGUGGCACGAUGGUAAGCCUGGCAGCAAUCUCGAGCAGAAUGAUCCACCGAAUAAUUGGGUGCAAUCUUUCCGCGGCAGUGCUUGGCAGUGGAGCGAGAAACGUAGACAAUAUUAUCUGCAUCAGUUUCAUCGCAAGCAACCGGAUCUGAACUAUCGUAACCCUAAAGUCGUCGAAGAGAUGAAAAAUGUCAUGCGAUUCUGGUUGGAUCUAGGAGUUGACGGUUUUCGUAUCGAUGCAGUGCAAUGGCUGUUUGAGGACGACAAUUUUUUGGAUGAACCAGUUUCGGGCAACUCUCAGGACCCUUUGAUGCCUGAAUACUUGAAUCAUAUCUAUACGCAGAAUUUACCUGAAACGGUCGAUAUGGUAUACCAGUGGCGUGAAGCUAUGGAUAACUACAAGAAACAAAAUGGCGGCGAUACAAGAGUUCUAAUGACGGAAUGUUGGUCCGAUCUUUCAAUCAUCAAAACCUAUUUCGAAGAUGAAAACAAAAGACAAGGUUCUCAAAUGCCGUUUAAUUUCCAGUUGAUCCUUCAUUUGGAUGCUAAUAAUAAAAAGGCAUCUGACUUUAAAACGGUCAUUGAUUCAUGGCUUAACACUGUACCCGAUAGACGCAGCCCAAAUUGGGUCCUGGGGAACCACGACAAACGUCGUGUUGCGUCACGUAUGGGCGGAGAGCAUAUGGUGGAUAUCAUGGGAAUAGUUCAACUAUCAAUGCCAGGCGUGUCCGUGACCUAUCAGGGCGAGGAAAUCGGAAUGUUGGAUACCGAACUGACUUGGGCUGAAACUGUGGAUCCUGCAGCAUGUCAGACAUCUCCCGAAGUGUACAAAUUGUACACAAGAGAUCCAGCCCGCACUCCAUUCCAGUGGGAUGCGACAACCAACGCAGGCUUUACAAACCAUUCCAAACCGUGGCUUCCGGUUUCCCAGAUGUACAAAACAGUCAACGUUCAAGUCGAAGAGUCUGCUAGCUGGAGCCAUUUGAAGCUGUACAAAGAAUUGCUAAAACUACGUGAAUCGGACGAUUUCCACAAUUGUCACUAUCAGACGGCAGUGCUUGGGAACAACGUUUUUGCUAUCUUGCGAUCGGGACCAGUAUUGGCUGAAUCAGACGUUUACGUUACUUUGGUAAAUCUGGCAAACGAAACAUCGACCGUGAACAUAACUUCUUUGUACCAGCAAUACCGUCUAAGAUCUAACGCGAAAGUUAAGGUCUUGGUACGGAGCGUGUCGUCAAAAAGAAAGAGCGAAGAAGAGGUUACGCCAGAUAAACUCAGCUUGCAGCCAUAUGAGGGAUUGGUGCUUAGAAGUUCAGCCGUGCAACUCAUGGGUAAAGUUGGCUUUAUACUGGUCACAAUACUAUUUUUCGUGACGAGGCGUUAAAAUAAAAUGUGUGUGUAUGCUGUAAACGAAA